CUUGCUGACCUCCCAGCCUUCUGCCUCUCCCCACUCCAGUCCGUACCUCAGCCGCACAACAGGGUCCUAGCCAGAGUAUAUCUACAGGAGUCUUAUAGGAUUUCUGCACCAGGCCAGUGCGUUUUUCCUAAAUGAACUGAUAGGCAAUAAGCCCAACCAAGGACAACAGGAAAGAGUCACCUGGUCCUGAGCAAACACUGAGUACUGGCCACUUUGGCCUCUGAACUAUGACGUUAUGGCCAGGUUUCGCAGAAGAACAUGCAUCAUUUUGUUCCUCUUCAUCCUGGUUAUUUGCUCCCUGAUGAUGGGUUUGAAAACCCUGAGACCUGAUAGAGCAGUUUUUGGGGACCCAUUUGGACUCGGCCUGCUACCAGAGGUCCAUCAACGAACCCACCUGGAGAAGAAACCAGAGGUGGUGAACAGGGCCCGGAAGGAUGAUGACACAAAUGCGAAGAAGAUAGAGAGCAACGCUGUCAGUAGCGUGAAGGCAUCUGUGUCCACCGAAGCAAAUAUGGAAGACUUUCCCCCUCCCAAUUAUAAUUUCCAUGUAUUUUACUACAGCUGGUUUGGAAAUCCCCAGUUUGAUGGGAAAUACAUUCACUGGAACCACCAAAUCUUACCCCACUGGGAUGCCAAAAUUGCCAACAAUUAUCCAAAGGGAAGGCACACUCCUCCAGAUGACAUCGCAUCCAGCUUUUACCCUGAACUGGGACCCUACAGCUCUAGGGACCCCUCGGUCAUAGAGACCCACAUGAGGCAAAUGCGCUUCGCAUCAAUUGGUGUCAUCGCGCUGUCCUGGUAUCCACCUGGUUUGGCUGAUGAUAAUGGGGAACCUUCUGAUGACUUGGUGCCUGUCAUUUUGGAUAAAGCUCAUAAAUAUCACCUAAAGGUCGCCUUCCACAUUGAACCAUACAAGAACCAGGAUGAUCACAGCAUGCACAACAAUAUCAAGUACAUCAUAGACAAGUACGGAAGCCACCCAGCCUUUUACAGGCAGAAGACCAGCUCGGGCAGAUCACUCCCUCUGUUCUACAUUUACGACUCCUACAUCACGGCCCCCGAGAUGUGGGCCAACGUCCUCACCGCAGCGGGGCCCCUGACGGUCCGCAACUCUCCCUACGACGGACUGUUCAUCGCCCUCCUGGUGGAAGAAAGGCAUAAGCACGAAAUCCAGCGGGGCGGCUUCGACGGGAUCUACACCUACUUCGCCACCAACGGCUUCUCCUACGGCUCAUCGCAUCACAACUGGGCCGGCCUGAAAGCCUUUUGCGACAGCAGUGGCUUAAUGUUCAUCCCCAGCGUGGGGCCGGGCUACCUGGACACAAGCAUCCGCCCCUGGAACAACCACAACACCCGGAACCGGGUCAACGGCAAGUACUACGAGGCGGCCCUGAGCGCGGCCCUCCUGGUGCGGCCUCAAGUCAUCUCCAUCACUUCGUUUAACGAGUGGCACGAGGGGACGCAGAUUGAGAAGGCCGUCCCCAAGAGGAUAGGGCAGCUGGUCUACCAAGACUACCAGCCCCACAAGCCAAACGUCUAUCUGGAACUCACCCGCAAAUGGUCAGAGAAAUACACCAAAGAAAAGGAACAGUGGUUGGUGUGAGGAGGGGGAACCGCUGGAGACCCUGGACCCAUUUGGCCCAUGUUGACGAGCCACGAACGAACCCUAAUCGAGUCACCAGAUAAUAAUAAUAAUAUUGGCAUUUAUUAAGCGCUUACUAUGUGCAAAGCACUGUUCUAAGAGCUGGGGUGGUUACAAGGUGAUCAGGUUGUCCCACGUGGGGACAAUAUUACUCUGCAGUGGAACAAAUUUUGACUCUCGCGUAAAGGGUGGAAACAGCAAUAACGUCAUUGCCAACCCCUUGGAGAUUGAGUUUGGGAAAUAUCUGAGAGAAGUGCCCAAGCUUAGGGCUCAAUUCUGGGAAAAGUCUGGUUACUAGACUCCUAAGAUCUAUUUGUAAAAUUCUUCUGAACAAAAUGGCCUAUUUGGUUUCCCUCAUGUCUGAAAGUGAAAUCCUGCUUUGAUCACUCAGCUUUGGUUUCAGAAAACCCACAGCCUUAGUGUCCAAAAGCAAUAAGUGGACAUUUAGAGAGAACCAGCUUUCUUUUCGUGAGUGGGUCGAUUGGUUAAACUGUGGUAGAAAUAAUAAGCUUGACAUUUUAGAAGAAGUGGGAAAUCAGUCAGUGGUAUCUGAGUGCAGAGCACUGUACUACGUGUUUAGGAGAGUACAAUAUAACAGAUUUGAUAGACAUAUAUCCUGCCCCCAA
Tachyglossus aculeatus (Australian echidna) is the source of this 2268-nucleotide messenger RNA. It is a transcript of the gene MANEA, whose product is annotated as mannosidase endo-alpha. The transcript has 7 exons. Gene Ontology annotation, molecular function: alpha-mannosidase activity. The record is from RefSeq and is a predicted model, not a curated record. Gene Ontology annotation, cellular component: Golgi apparatus. The coding region runs from base 236 to 1603 and encodes 455 amino acids. NCBI's taxonomy places the organism in Eukaryota, Metazoa, Chordata, Mammalia, Monotremata, Tachyglossidae.